AUGGCCCGACCUGGCCCCACCACCCGCCGACCCCCCUCCAAAGCCCCGGCCAGCGCGGCCGAGGCCUGGGCACCGCGGCUGUGCGGCUCCGGGCUGCGCCUUUUCGUCCAUGUGGCCAACACGGCUUUUGGACAGAUCUUCUUACUGCCACUCUUAAUAAGGCUGAACAAUUUAUCGCUCAUGCGGUCGCUUGACAUUCAUGAAGAUCCCACGUUUAUCCCGGAGGUUGCUGCGGAGGUUAUGGAAGACAAGUCUGAAGCUAAAAGAACUUCAGAUAUUAUCGAGCAGCUGAUAGAUGGCAGGUCUGAUUCUGCUAGCAACGGGUUUAGCUUCAAAGGGAUCAAAGACUACCUGGACUGCUACCGGAGUGGGAAGCUGACGCCAUCUCAGGUAGCAAAGAACAUCAUUGCCACGCUGGAGGACUGCGACAAAUCCACACCCCCACUCAGAGCAAUAGUGCAAUGGGACCAGGAGCAAAUAAUGCUGAUGGCUGAGGCCUCCACCGUUCGUUACAGGAAUAAAUGUACUCUCUCUUAUCUGGAUGGCAUCCCAGUGUGUCUGAAAGAAGAGUUCAAAGUGGUACCUUACCGUCACCGAGUGGGAACAGUGUAUCUUGGGACAGAGCCUGAAACAGAAGAUGCUACUGUGGCCAAGAAGCUGCGAGAGGCUGGAGCUAUCAUUAUUGGGGUCUCAAACAUGCAUGAACUAGGGACUGGAACAACUGGAUGCAACCCUAAUAGGUACCACAAGAUCCCUAGGAAUCCCUACAAGCCUAACCACUUCACAGGUGGGAGCUCCAGUGGGUCAGCUGCAGCUGUAGCAGCAGGGCUCUGCCCAGUGGCUAUUGGCACAGAUGGAGGCGGCUCUGUGAGGAUUCCUGCUUCGUUCUGUGGUGUGGUCGGGCUGAAAGGUACAUUCGGGCGCAUCAGUUCUCAUGGCAGCUUGCCACUCUCUUACUCCACAGUCAGCGUAGGCCCUAUCUGUACCUCAGUGGCAGAUGCAGCCAUUGUUUACAGUAUUCUUGCUGAGCCAGAUCCACUCUAUCCGUAUGGACUAAAACAGCCCAAAGCAACCCUGUCUGAUAUGUGUGCUCCUGACCUGAAAGGCUUAAAACUCGGAGUGGACUGGACGUUUUUUAAGGCAUGUGAUGCUGAAGUCCUGUCCGUCUGUGAGAAAGCUGUGGAGCACCUGCAGAGUUUGGGAGCCAGCGUGGUUGAAGUGUCUCUUCCAGAGAUGGAAGAAGUGCGAGUAGCACAUGUAAUCUGCAUUCUCAGUGAGAUGAGGGACUUCCUUCAACCUGACUUCAAUAAACAUUUCCAGGAAAUGAAUUUGGACACUCGGGCUAACCUGGCCUUGGCUUCCCAGUUCACAGCUCUGGAUUAUAUUACGGCAAAUCGACAGAGAACUCGGACCAUGAGAUUUUUGCAAGAGAUCUUCACCACUGUGAACUGUAUCCUUACACCAGGUGUUGCUUCCACUGCCCCAAGGAUCUAUGAAUCUGACCUCUUGUCUGGGAGCAGCGAUUUGCCCUCGACAGUCCGGUCCAUGAGGUUCAUGCAGCUUGGUAACUUCACUGGGAUUCCAGGCCUUGUGGUCCCCAUUGGGUAUUCUACUGCUGGGCUUCCUAUCAGCUUCCAGGUCAUGGCAAAAUGGUGGGAUGAAGCUGUUCUUCUGCGGAUUGGCCUGAAGUUGGAGCAGUUUCGUUCCCAGACCAAAAAACCAUCCAUUUAUUACGACAUACUUGCAUGA
Messenger RNA from Charadrius vociferus (killdeer), 1749 nucleotides. Its product is annotated as fatty acid amide hydrolase-like. Lineage: Eukaryota; Metazoa; Chordata; Aves; Charadriiformes; Charadriidae. Bases 1 to 1749 code for a protein of 582 amino acids. Gene Ontology annotation, molecular function: catalytic activity. The record is from RefSeq and is a predicted model, not a curated record. The transcript is spliced from 20 exons.